CCACGCAAUUGGGAUCCCGUUAGUCUCCUCUUACGGCAAGCAUAAGGAUCUUUUGGAGAUGGUUUGGUAAUUUUCAGUUGGUCUUGGAAUCCGUCUAAAACUUAAGUACCCGGUGUUCAAAAAGGGGGUUUAAGAUAUCCCAAUCAUAAUCAAUGGCGAUGAUGAUCACAAGACGAAAAAUCCCUCAUGAUAAUCAAUCUAACUCUCGGGCACCAUACAUUGGAAAUAGUGUCAAUGUUCAAAUUCCGAACACAUAACACAUUUGUAUAACACAUGUAGCAAGAUCAUCAAUCUAUUAAAGUGUGUUUAAAAACUAGUCCUAUGAAAAAGUACACGCUUAACAUUUUAAUCGAACUAGAUCAUGUAUAAUGGGGUUAAUGCAAUUCUAAUGCAAUUCCACUCGCUCUUGAUAUUUGAUAAUAGUAUUUAUUAUUAUCACGGAAUAACCGUGCUCGUGGGUUUCAUCAAACUAGCUUCCUCCCAUGUUAAGCUGAAAUGCUGCAGUGUGACUUUUUCCAAAUUCUGUUAAAUCCAGCUCAGUCACUAUAAAAUUGUAAAAUCAGUGCAGAAGAUAUUACUUCGGGUUUCAGCAAAUAACAUUGUACAUAAAUGGACAUAGUGAACCAACUUUCAUAACAUUUACUUUUGGUAAAAUAUAUUUGAUAGUGGUAGAAAAUGUAUUGUAUUUGUAUUGAAAUGCCUUGUGGUCACUGUUGCAGAUAUUUCUUCAUCUCGGCGAGACAUUUUAAGAUGUAUGUAUGACAGUGAUAGCUCAAAUCGAAAACUACAAGGAAGAGGAAGAGAAAACUGAUACUGGUACCAAGUGUUUUCGGAUUCUACAAUGAACAUGGGGAUGUGAAGUCGGAUGCUGCUUAUCAGGGUGUGUCAUGUUUGUUUGUUAUUAAACGCAUCACUGUGCAAUAUUAAGGCAAUAUGCCUGUAAAUAAUCGAGUAUGGACCAGACAGUCCAGUGAUUGACAUCAUGGGCAUCGACCCAGGCAACUGGGAUGCAUCAACCAAGUCAGCGAGCCUGACCACCCGAUUCGCAAGUCUAGAUAAAACUAAAACCUGUCUACUUUCCUUGAUUCCACAUAUGAAAACAGCAGAGGAAAAUAAUUGUAAUUAUUUAAAAAAAAAAUGUUUUCAUGACUUAGUGUUAGUCUACUUCUUAUCCCGAGUUGGGCAGAAUUUGAUGACGAGUUUGUAGUUGAAUUAUCACCUUGGGACGAAUAUUGAGAUGAUAUGAUUAGAUAAGUUUCAUAACUUUACAUAAUUAACACACUGGAAUCUCUUGUUUUGUUUUCUCCAGUAGAUGAUAUUGGCAUACAUAUUUAUAAUUACAUACAUUUUAUGUACACUAUAGGUAUUAACAUUAUUCACUAAUCCUCUGACCAGGGUAAUGUUUAUACAAGCUAUGGGCAUGCGACGUGUCGCAUGAUCUCAACUUAAAUGUACGAGUAUUUCCAUUGAUACACGUUGGUAAUGCUUCGACUCUUUUAACGGUUCAGUAUCAUAAUAUCAAUCCAUCAUCUGUAUCCACUCUAAGCUAUACCUGCUAUACAUAUAUGAGAAUAAUUUGUAAUAUCCGUUUUAGAGUUGAAGUACGGAGAUGACUAUUGACGACUGUGCUCUAUAACAAAUAUUUCAAAUGUACGAGAUAUGACGAAUGCAGGAAGCUACAUGUACCAUUCUAAACUCAAUACUCUUGACCCAGGACAUGAAUCAUUGCUAUUGAUACAGCUCCUCGUGCAUAUGCCCUCACACUUAAUCUUAAACUUCCCUAUAAGGCAAAACUAGCGAGUUCAUAGUUGGCACAGUUGAUAUGAUGCUCCAAGCAGUGUGCGUGUUUUUGUGGUGUGCCUCUGUUUGUUCCGGGCAGAAAUCUCAGUGGAUUAACAUCACCGGUAAUGGAUCAUAUUCCAGUAACAAAAAUACAGCCAAAAGUCCAUGGUGGUUAGCAGUCAAAGCGUGCGCCAGUUCAGGCGGGCACCUGUUUGUACCUCAGAAGUCAAUUAAUGAGCUGGAAAACUUACUUGAGGAAAACAAGGUGUACUGGGUUGGCGGAUUUCAAUAUUCGUCUUUGGUAUGGACAGAGGACAGGGCCAGAUAUUACACGAGAGUCGGAUACAUGUCCCCUUCUGAAGCAAAAGAUGUCGUUACUGUUACUAAAGAAAACAAUUCUGUAUUUACUUGUCAUCUGGCAUGUGGAGAUACAUUUGGUCUUUUCGGUCUGAAGGGCGAUUCCUGCUACUGUCUCGGUCCCCUGAGCAAGCAACUCAGCUUGGACAUUGUUAAAAAGACGAGAGCGACAGAGAUCCGAUGUCCCGGGGAUUACAAUGAGCUGUGUGGAGAUGACACAACGAUAACUGUGUACAAACGAGGUACGCCGAGCGUAACCGUCUCACUAUCUGGAAGGUGUGGCUACGUAGAGAAAGGAAGGGGUGAAAGACGAGACUACCAAUCAUUCUACCUCGAUGGGAACUGUGAGACCAAACGAUUCUCUGCAUGCAAGAAACCUACAGAUGCAGCUGGGCUUUCCGACUGUUCUGGAAACGUAUGUGUUGACAAUGUAAAUAAGACAUGGCAAGAGGAACGUGGUGACUGCAGACUGGUUAAAGUAACAGACUCUAAUACAAAAAAUCUUCGAACUGCGAUGAAGUACUCUUCUUACUGGAUUGGGUUGAGACGUUUUACAGAAUGGAGAUGGAUUAAUGGAAUUACAGUGGAUCGGAAGUUUAGUGGUGAGGACUUUGCGAGACAAUGUCUGGCGGCUCGUCGGAACGGUGUCACAUUAUUCCUGGACUGGCGUAAUUGUUAUGAAAGAUACCCAGCUGUAUGCCAGUCAGUUACCGAAUCUACAAAGCUACCAGAGCGUAUGACAACAAAAACAAUGACCACCAACAUUCCGGGGACCACUCCAGUGUCCACCUCUGCCACCGAUUCUGUGACACCGAUGGCAGACAAUCUUCAACCGGAUACACAUGUGACGGAUGUGGGCGUGGCAGUGAGUGUCGUGGCUGUGUCGGCUGCGUUUGUUAUAAUUGUGUUUAUAACAUUGAAAAGGAAGAAGAUGUACUGCUUCAAGAUGAAUGCACGUUGUGACAGAGCCACGGGACAUACUCACUCUGAUACUGGCCCCAUGUCGUGUAAUGACGUCUCUCCGAGCAGCAUACAUGGUCCUGCAGAUGGUAAUUACUGCAUCAUUGAUGACGUCGAGUCUUUAAGGCUGUACCAUCACAUCAGAGGAGCUUCUGGGGAGGGCGGGGAGUAUGAUACGACCCGACAGGUGCAACGUGUAAGACGAGAUGACAGUACCUAUAAUCAUAUCUAUACUGAACAUGAUCUUCAUGCUGCGGACACUGGAGAAGAUCAGAACAAUGUGCUCAAGCUUGGAAGAUCUCCGGGGCAGACUAAUGCUAGCGCUGGGGUGUAUCACCAUGUUGGACCUGGUGUGGCGGGUGAGGGUGAAGAUCAGUACAAUGUGCUCAAGCUUGGAAGAUCUCCGGGGCAGACUAAUGCUAGCACUGGGAUGUACCACCAUGUUGGACCUGGUGUGGCGGGUGAAGGUGAAGAUCAGUACAAUGUGCUCCCGCGUGGAAGAUCUCCGGGACAGACUAAUGCUAGCACUGGGGUGUAUCACCAUGUUGGACCUGGUGGGUCGUUUGAAGGUGAAGAUCAGUACAAUGUGCUCCCGCGUGGAAGAUCUCUGGGGCAGACUAAUGCUAGCACUGGGGUGUAUCACCAUGUUGGACCUGGUGGGUCGUUUGAAGGUGAAGAUCAGUACAAUGUGCUCCCGCGUGGAAGAUCUCUGGGGCAGACUAAUGCUAGCACUGGGGUGUAUCACCAUGUUGGACCUGGUGUGGCGGGUGAGGGUGAAGAUCAGUACAAUGUGCUCCCGCGUGGAAGAUCUCUGCGGCAGACUAAUGCUAGCACUGGGGUGUAUCACCAUGUUGGACCUGGUGGGUCGUUUGAAGGUGAAGAUCAGUACAAUGUGCUCCCGCGUGGAAGAUCUCUGGGGCAGACUAAUGCUAGCACUGGGGUGUAUCACCAUGUUGGACCUGGUGGGUCGUUUGAAGGUGAAGAUCAGUACAAUGUGCGUGCUCCCGCGUGGAAGAUCUCGGGGACAGACUAAUGCUAGCACUGGGGUGUAUCACCAUGUUGGACCUGGUGUGGCGGGUGAGGGUGAAGACUUGGUUAACGGAUGAGGGUGUUAAGAGCACAACAAAGCACAGAGAAACAUUUUAUACAUACAAUCAGAUACGACAAAACAGAUGCUACCCAGAUACGUACAGUUGGACAGGCUAGACGGGCAUCUGUCCGGAAUAAGCUGCUCGUCUCCCUUAUGAAGAUUAGCAUAAUAUUCUUUCUUACACGUGGGAGAUCACUAUUGCGGACAGAGCCAACAGGGAACAUUGGCUGAAGGACGUCAUGGUCAGUGGGUCAACGGGUGUUAAAGUGACAGUCGUCAUGACGCUAGGGAAAGCAUAGACAAUAUCAACGUUGACGUUUAGAGGGUGAAGGCUUCUGGUCAUGUUGGCGGCUGCUACAGGAACCGGAGUGAGUGAGUGAGCGAGUGAGUGACGUGGGGUCUCGUCGUUUUGAACAGUAUUUCCGUUUUUAAAUAGAACGGUAGUUUAAUGUCAGAGUCAACUAAUGAGAAGGAUUUAGCGCUCCAAGGCCAAGGAUAAUAAUAGAAAUGGAAAUGGGAUUCUUAGCCGUGACAGCUAAAGGGAUGCAACUCUUCACAGCCCCCGACGACUACCAGGCAAAACACAGAUAUGGUCUCUGCUACAAUGUAUGAAUUCGCCCAAGUUGGAGGGAUUCUUCUGGGCAAUACAAGGGAGAUAACUGGUCUUUACUUUACAGGCUGUCAUGUUAGAAACUAUAUAAUUUAGGCGUCAUACAGUAAUGUUAACUCAACUUGUACACAGGGACGGCCAGUAUAAAUUGUAGUAAUAUGACGAGGUUUUAUGCGUCCCUCCUUAGGUUUUAUAAUGAGGCAUAAAACCACAGGUACCCCGAGUGAUACUGCUACAACGAAUUUAUCUCACCGACAUGUUUUAAUAUGACUUCAUAAAAGAAUUCAACAAAUUCAAAAGUGAUAGAAAACUGCUGUUCGAUUGAGCUAAGAUUAACUAGUGCUAUGUCACCUGACUCUCAAUGAAUCGGAAAAAGCGAGCGGCUGUUUGCUUCGAAGCGGGGCUUAAGGGAUUUAUUCUUCCUUUCAGAAAUCCACGUGCAGCAUGUCUUGUUCGUGGCGGGGUAUAGGGGAUAUAUUCUCCC
Molecule: messenger RNA, 5283 nt
Organism: Haliotis rufescens (red abalone)
Lineage: Eukaryota; Metazoa; Mollusca; Gastropoda; Lepetellida; Haliotidae
Exons: 10
Coding region: 1823-4132 (769 amino acids)
Source: RefSeq, a predicted model, not a curated record